Phanerochaete carnosa HHB-10118-sp is the source of this 330-nucleotide messenger RNA. RefSeq lists its product as uncharacterized. The coding region runs from base 1 to 330 and encodes 109 amino acids. Gene Ontology annotation, molecular function: protein binding. The record is from RefSeq and is a predicted model, not a curated record. The transcript has a single exon. Lineage: Eukaryota; Fungi; Basidiomycota; Agaricomycetes; Polyporales; Phanerochaetaceae.
AUGCAUGUCCAGGCGCCUGAUCUCCGAGUCCAGCCUUUACAUACACCGUCAAGACUGCACGAAGCGCUCGCAUUCUCCAAGGACGGCAGCCGUCUCCUGGUCGCCUCAGGCACGGCGUCCAGGAUCACGCUUUGGGAUAUCCAAGCAGGCAGCCAAGCCGGCUCGAUCCUUGUCGACAUUGCGCCGAAUGCGACCUUCCUCGGUGGCUAUGACGGAGGCGAUCGUGCGGAGAACAUUGCAUUCUCGUCUACCGAGAGGUUCUUUGUCACGGACGCCACCAUGGGUGCCAUCUCGUCACAGCGCCGAUCCCGCUCGGCCUCGCAGGGAUAG